Messenger RNA from Neltuma alba, 396 nucleotides. RefSeq lists its product as uncharacterized. Gene Ontology annotation, biological process: DNA repair. Gene Ontology annotation, molecular function: double-stranded DNA 3'-5' DNA exonuclease activity. The record is from RefSeq and is a predicted model, not a curated record. Bases 1 to 396 code for a protein of 131 amino acids. The transcript has a single exon. NCBI's taxonomy places the organism in Eukaryota, Viridiplantae, Streptophyta, Magnoliopsida, Fabales, Fabaceae.
AUGGAUCAACGAAGUAAUUAUGCUACUACUAGAUCAUUGCUUGGAAGUGAUGUGUUGUAUGGCUUGAGUACAGUGAGAAAUGAGCUAGAGCCACUACAUCGUCGCCCGGAUAUAAUGUUAAAUAAGCAAGGGCUACCGCACUCUCUUGGACGAAGGCGGUUAAAGAAGUUAGUUCAUGAGAGCAAGAUUAGAUUUUGCACUUGGAAUAUUAGGAUGUUGAAUGAGAAAUCUAUAGAGGUAGUAGGAGUUAUGAAGGACAGAAGGAUUAACAUCUUGUGCCUCCAAGAAACCAAAUGGACUGGAGAAGUUGCCACGGAACUUGAAGGGUAUAAACCUUGGUACAUAGGGAAGGUGAGUGCAAGGAAUGGUGUCGGUAUCGUUGUUGAUGGAACAUGA